Messenger RNA from Gryllus bimaculatus (two-spotted cricket), 1862 nucleotides. The record is from the annotation of a GenBank genome assembly. NCBI's taxonomy places the organism in Eukaryota, Metazoa, Arthropoda, Insecta, Orthoptera, Gryllidae.
AUGUGCCUGCCGAAGAGGAAUAUGUGUCAGUUGCUUUUGGAGGAUUGCCGGUUAGUGAAGGGCGUACCGUCAAGGGUGUCAGCCAGUGCGGCACCCGAUCUGCGUGGCCCACCUGGGCCCGGCGAAGCAGCGCCGGGGCGCAGCCCGAGGGGAGGGCCCGGGAGGAGCAGGAGGAGGAGGAGGCGGGAGCUGGAAGCGGCCGGCGCGGCGGCGCCACGUGACGGCCAUGGAAUGCAGCAGCGCUCGCGGCCGCCGCCGUCGCCGCCGUCACGCUCUGCUGGUCGCGCCGGCAGCGCCGUGGCGGACGCGCGGGCAGGCGGCCGGGCGACCGGGCGGCUGGGCGGCUGGGACAGUGGGCCGCGCACCCGGGCCCUUCCGCGCCUGCAAUCGCAUCGCCGCCACACUCACUCCAACACCUGCUGCCUCUUACAACAGCCUUCACAUCAAGGAGGUCAACUGAAGGGUACCGGCAUUCGACUUGCAGCCACAUAUGAUUGAAACAACGAUAUGAUAAUCAUGUCUGAUUGGAUAAAGCUUUUCAAGAGAUGUGUUAAGCGCAACUUUAGAAUGACAGCCUUACAAUUGCAAUACUUCUUCCCCGCUAUUCGAAAGAAGCACAUAAUUCUAUUUCUUAUUCUGUUUGUUAUUCUGCAUUUCUUUGGAGCGUUUACACAUAUUUUUGAAGAAGACUUCUUCGAAAACUUUCAAUACCCUUUGGAAGGUGAUAUUCGUGUUUAUGUAGAACAAAUGAAAAAUCAUGAAAAACCUAGUGUACAACCAAUCAAUGAAUACAAUUAUCCAUUCUUAUCUACUUGUGAGGAAAAAUGUAAGCUGGGACAUGGUGAGAAAUUGCGCUUAGUAUACAUUGUUAAAUCAGCGAUAAAUCACUUUGACAGAAGACGUGCCAUAAGGAAUACGUGGGGUUAUGAAAAGCGUUUUUCUGAUGUUCCAAUAAGAACUGUUUUUAUAUUAGGAAAGAAUGAUGAUGUUGAACUACAAAGGAGAAUUGAAGAAGAACAAAAGCAUUACAGAGAUAUUGUGCAAGCUGAUUUUGUUGAUACUUAUUUCAAUAACACUAUAAAAACAAUGAUAGGUUUUAAGUGGGCAAUGUUAUAUUGUACAAAUUCUAAAUUUUAUAUGUUCAGUGAUGAUGAUAUGUAUGUUUCUACCAAAAACGUAUUACGAUUUGUUAGAAAUCCCACUCACUAUCCACAAUAUAUGAUAGAUCCUAAUUUAAUACAUGAUCCACGAAUACCAGACAGGCUGGUUGCCCAACAUAUAACUAUUGCAAGCUAUCCCAAGACUCCUACACUUAAUAACAGAAAUAUUCCUAACUUGAUGGAUUUUGAAUUACCAGAUGAUGUUGAAUUAUUUACAGGAUUUGUAUUUUUCUCUGCACCACAUAGACAUUAUAGUAGUAAAUGGUAUAUUUCUCUUUCAGAAUAUCCUUACCAUAUGUGGCCUCCAUAUGUUACUGCUGGUGCUUACAUUCUUUCAUCCAAUGCUUUGGAAAACAUGUAUUAUGCUAGUUAUUUUACCAAGCACUUUAGGUUUGACGAUGUGUACCUAGGAAUACUUGCAAAGAAAAUGGGCAUUGAACCUUACCAUUGCAAUGAAUUUUACUUUUAUAAAAAGGAAUAUAAAAUUUAUCAGUAUCGCUACGUGAUAGCAUCUCAUGGAUAUCAUAAUCCAGAGGAACUUAUCCAUGUAUGGAAUGAAAUGAAGAGUGCUGGCUAUGCAUAAACCAAAAAACUUCAGGCAGUUUUACUUUUUUAUCAAUAAGGAAGGACCAAUUUUGUUCACUUAUGUAUAAUGUAAAUAUUCUUAAUACACAUUGGAAUAAAUUUUGUAUUGUUAAUUAA